CCUGGGACGGGAACGAAUAGCAGCCUACCCUGAAUAAAGACAAUGUUGCAGCUGAGUUAUGUUCUGGUUUAUUGCGCAUUGCUGGCACCAUAUUAUGCAUACUCUCAAUCAGAAUCAGAGGUGUUCAAACCUGGACCAUGUCCAAAACUGCCACAUCCAUUACCGAAAGCCACCCUUAAGGACAAAAUAUUUAUGGUGGGAAUUUUCACAAACGGGAAAUCCUUGAGGGGGAGCCCCAAUUUAACGCCGUGUAAGCUCAUUGAUUUCCGAAAUCCUGAGGGCUACACAUUAAUUGGGACGGAUAAUAAGAGCUAUUUCCUGUUCUAUGUAUGUACGGAAAAUAAUGUCGAUGGCAAAAAGUUUAAUUUUGAAAUCGCAACUGCAUUCGUUGUACCAAAGGGGCCCGAUCCAGGUACUGACAAAAGGAUCAGAGAAGCCUUAGAUAAAAAUAAGCUAGGCUUAAAAGAAUGGUUCCCCUUUUGUAAAGUCUAAUAUUUAUAACUGCAUUACCAAAGAAACUAAAAAUGUAAAAGAGGAAGUUUCAGAUAUGUAAGGCAACUGGAGUUAAGACUUCCUUAAUUCUAUUAAAUACAAACAAUUUUAUUGAAUUCAAUUGGCAAACAAAAA
Messenger RNA from Scaptodrosophila lebanonensis, 627 nucleotides. RefSeq lists its product as uncharacterized. NCBI's taxonomy places the organism in Eukaryota, Metazoa, Arthropoda, Insecta, Diptera, Drosophilidae. The record is from RefSeq and is a predicted model, not a curated record. Bases 43 to 492 code for a protein of 149 amino acids. The transcript is spliced from 4 exons.